Messenger RNA from Populus nigra (black poplar), 1113 nucleotides. RefSeq lists its product as uncharacterized. The record is from RefSeq and is a predicted model, not a curated record. The transcript has 2 exons. Bases 481 to 876 code for a protein of 131 amino acids. NCBI's taxonomy places the organism in Eukaryota, Viridiplantae, Streptophyta, Magnoliopsida, Malpighiales, Salicaceae.
AUAGGAUAGCGUAGCAUUGAAAAAAAGAUGAAGACUAGCAACUGUCGUACAAGCAAAUGGCAUUCACCUCCAAAACGCCAGUGAUUGGGCAGUGCCUUUAAUAAUAUAAAAACCCGCAAUCCCAUAUCUCUUUGUUGCUUAAUUUCAGCAGAUACAACACAAUCUCCAUACUGAAAACAUUGUUUUUCAGAUGAAAUACUACCGGGUUUUAGACAGAAUAUCGCGAAAGUUCUGAGAUGCAUCUAAUGUUUGGAGUUCCUGUUGUUCAAGGAGAUCAUAAAGUUGAAGAGAGAAAGUGGGAGAAAGAGAGAUAGAUAUUAGCUCAGGCCAAGAAAAUUUCAGAUUUAGUAUUAAUUCUCUUUAGUGCGUAAAGGGUUUUUUCCUUUUUCUAUUUUUUUCUAUUUUUUGCAUUCAGACUCUUUUAUUGCCCAUAAAGCUGAAAGCAUUGAAGGAUUUUUAAGAGUGAUUUAAGGGAAACGAAUGGCUGCGGCAGUGAUUAAGGAAGCAAAACCAAUCUCUUCAGCCUCUGAAGUUGAGUUUGCAAAAUGUGACUGUUGCGGCUUUUCAGAAGAGUGCACGCCAGCUUAUAUUUCUCGGGUGCGAGAGAGGUAUGGUGGUCGUUGGAUUUGUGGAUUGUGUGCAGAGGCUGUUAAAGACGAGACAUGUAGGGCCAAAACUGAUAUUAGUACUGAUGAGGCAUUGAAGCAGCACACGAAGUUUUGUCAACAAUUUAGAUCUUCUACACCUCCAAGGAAUCCUACCGAGGAAUUGAUUUCGGCCAUAAAACAGCUGCUUCGACGAGGUUUGGAUUCUCCUAGGAAGAAGAAAUGUUCCGUUUUCCCAUCAGAAGGCUCAUCGCUUUCGAUUGAGAGUUGAAGGCUUUGAAGAGGAUUCAAUAAUGACCAUGAAUGGUUCAGUAAUUGACCAAGAAAGGUAAGGCAACCUGGGAUUAGUUACGGCUCAUGUUCUUAGUUACUCCAAUGUUUUUCUAAUAUGUUCUUGGUGGCUAGUGGGAUGGUUUUAGUGUAAUGGUUAUGCUAAUGACAUUAGAUUGAAUGGGGCAAAGUUGAAGGGAUUUCCCUUCAUGAACUUCAAUCGAAUUGAAUUUGGUUA